ACUUUUUUCAUAGUUUUAUUUUGGUUCAUAGUCACUUUGGAAUUACUACGCUGGUUUGUCUGUUUGGCCAGGACUCAAGAGAUUGGUUAGCUGGUUAGAUUUUGGUGUUGGCGGUUUCGUUAUGCUUCGAAGGAAACCAACCAAGAUUAAGUUGGAUCUGGAAGAUCUUGCUGAAUAUAUUGAACAGAAGAAACAAAGCAAAGAGCAAUCUGCUAACAAAAGUGGUAACACUGGCAAUACAACUUUUGAGAUAUCAGAGACUCUUCCUGUCAUAGAUCGAGCUAUAAACCCCGAAGCCAGGCGAGCACAAGUACAGCGUAGAAUUGGUUUCAGCCCUGCGCCUGUCACACCAGAAGCUACCACACAAUUUAGCAACAUCUACUGAAAUUUGAAAAAUGUC
Messenger RNA from Styela clava, 400 nucleotides. Lineage: Eukaryota; Metazoa; Chordata; Ascidiacea; Stolidobranchia; Styelidae. The record is from RefSeq and is a predicted model, not a curated record.